Diatraea saccharalis (sugarcane borer) is the source of this 3337-nucleotide messenger RNA. Lineage: Eukaryota; Metazoa; Arthropoda; Insecta; Lepidoptera; Crambidae. The record is from the annotation of a GenBank genome assembly.
UGACAAUCUAAAUGUAGCUGUAUUUUUUAGGAUAUUUUUUAAUUAGUUUUUUAAAUUUUAAUAAUAUCAGUAUACUGUCUUAAACAGAGACAAAAUGGCAAAGGAAGUUUCGAUGUGCACGCAAUUACAGCAAUGGAGUCCCGUAAGAGAAACAGCAGGUGCACCGAGCGUGCCGCCUCAGGUGGGGUACUGCUUCCACUCGCCAAAGAAGCAUCCCUGGAGACCGAUCAUGGGCUACGAAGAAAUCGAAGUCACACCUAUGCCAUCUCAACCCAUAACGAAUACUAUGGUUGAUCCUUGCUAUACCCCGGCCGGAAUGGCGGCAGAGCCUCUGAGGUUCCCCAAUCUGGUAACAGGAUUUGAUAGAAGCCCCGAGCACGCCGCCCGAGCUGCUCUCUACACCCGCUACACUCAGUACGAAUGGAAUCAGAACAGCAUCAAGAAUUACAAUGAGUCAGAUGCAAAGAGAAAUUUCUCAGAACGAGUUAGGAAUGAUAUCAUGAGGAUGUUGAGGGAAACUGAUGAAAUUGGCACUCAAGGACAAAGAGAUUCAGGCAGGAGGAUUGGGGAGCGUAUAACCGACACAACAUUUUGGCGGAAUGAGGUGGCAAUAGAGAUGGAGCGUUUAGUAGCCACUUGUGAAAAAUUAAAUGACACUCGUCGGCAAUUGGAGAGAGCGAUCGCUGGUAUCGAAGGACCACUGCAUAUCGUUCAAGAGUGUCUGUAUCACAGGGAGAAGAGACAAGGUUUGGAGCAAGUGCAUGAUUCGGUAGAGCAAUCUUUGUUAAAAGAAGUCGCUAUUCUGCGCGAAUGCCAGGAUAAAUUUAGAAAUAUGUUGGAAAAGGUGCGAGCACAAUCGAAGAAUUGCCGAGCAACACAGCAUGAGCUGGAGACCGACAUGCGAAACAAGGAUGUCCGGCUCGAAGGACCAGUUUACCAUAACACACAUGUGGGUUUCACGCAUUCUAAAUAUACCAGUGGACAAUAAAAUUAGGUUAUCUACCAAGCCGAGAUUCAUCACUAUGUUCUUUUUUAUUAUUUGUUAAUUUUUGGAUUAAAUAAUGCUAUAAGUAGCGACACAAUAAAAAUUUUAAUUGAAGAUAAUAAAUCCAUAACAAAAGAAAAUAGAAGUGGCCUGAUUUUUUGUGUCCAUUAGUUAGAUAUUCGUUUAAACUCGACUUCGAUGGGGCAAUUUAAAUUUUAUCGAAAUUGAAUUAGUAGUUUUCUUUUUAUAACAAAAUAAAAUACGCGUUUCCUCAGAUAUCACCUAAAUAUGUUGUCAUAUUUAUAUCAGCGAAAAAACAUAAGAUUUAUAUGUUUAAAACGAGUAGGUACUAAUUGAUCAAAUAUAAUAAUUAGAACAACUUUUCAUCUUUACCGAAAGUGUAAAUAUUUGUAAAAAUAUUUAUUUCGGCUGUUUGGGUGGAUUGCCUGAACAUAGAUGAGAAUACGCUCUGUAGUAGCGAAAAAAGUAACAAGUGCUUAAAAAUUCGUCAGUCCUGGGUAGCUCGGGAGGGGGGGGACCCAAGAUAAGGGCUAUGCCUGUGUGGAUCCUCCCAACACGAUGGGUAGGGGACUAGAGAUUGCACAGUUGCGCAUCUCUGGUCUCUAGUCAGGGGCAGCUGGCCGGUUUGCGCGCUGGUCGACAUUGCACGCUUCUGCCUCGUCGUGGGGGUGCGUCUCGAAUGUCUCUGAGACGUACCUUCAACCCGCAGAGGGACCUGCCCUUCUCAGGGCGUUCCGAAAUGGGGGCGAACUGCGCGGUGUAUGGCCUCCGGGCCGAUGCCGCGCAUCGCCUUCCAUGCGAGGGACAUCGCUGAGUUUUAGUGGGUAAACUCCUGUUUCUUGUCUAGCCCCUUCGGGGGUAGGGCCACAGGAGGAGUCCCACCCAUGGAGCCCGCGCAGGGUGAAGCGGGUAUGCGUAACGCAUUUAUCAGCGUGUCCUGGGUAGCUCACUCUUUAGAACAGUCGCCCGGAUUGCGAAAGGUCAUGGGUUCGCACCCCAUCUCAGAGUUGCAGGAACCAAGUGGAUUUAUUUUGCAUUUUUCAUUAAGAAUAUUUUUAAGUAUAGCAUUGGGAAUGCGAAAUUGCUCAAAUAUAAUAGCUAUUUAUAUAUUCAGCAGAUAGUCGUGAACAAUGCAAGUAGACAAAUAAAUAAAAAAUUCAGGCCUUUCGUUGUAAAUAUAAUUUAUUUUAUAGAUAUUUAAUAGUUUAGUGGUAUCUAUACAACAUAUUUAUAUAAAGCACAUAUAUAAGUAUCACUGAAAUAAUAACAUUUUUCAAAGAAUAGGACCUACUACAAAUCUAAGUAUGGUUUAUAAAUUUUUAAAAUUUGAUUCUAUUUUUUAUCGAACCGAUUAUUGCCAUUAUUAAAAUGAUUUUUAUAUGGCAAAUAUUGGCGCUAUAAAGCUAUUUAUAAUAGAUUUGUCUAAAAAGUAGUAAUUUGAAACAAUUGCGCCUUAACUUAAAUCGUUAGAGGAGACUUAUUUGAAUUGCGUAGGGUCUACAAUUUUACGCGGGCAUCGAGCGCUACGACCCGACGGUGUGCGACACGGCGCGCUGGGCUGCCGCCUCCGCCGCCACGCUGCAGCGCUCGCAGUCUGAACGCGCCAAGGCCGUGCAAAUGCUCUCCGACACAGAGAACCUUAUAAACGUAUCAGCGACGCAGAUCUGGGACCAGUGGAGCAACACCAACAGCGCGUUCACGCGCCGCGUCGCCGAGACCAUCGAGAUCAAGAACAAACUGCAGCUGCAUCUACACAAGAUCCAGCAGGAGAUCUUCGACGUGGAGAAGACGCUGGAGCUGCUGAACAAGGCCAUCGAGGACAAGCUGCAGCCCAUGAAGGUGGCGCACACGCGGCUGCAGGCGCGCACCAACCGCCCGCACCUGGAGAAGUGCCGCGACGAGGCGCAGAACAGACUGGUGAAGGAGGUGUGCGACCUGCAAGAGACGAUGGAGACGUUGCGCGGGCGCAUCGCGACGGCGGAGGGCACGCACCAGACGCUGCUGGGCGUGCGCGCGGGGCUGGAGGCGGACCUGCGCAACAAGACCACGACGCUGUUCAUCGACCGCGACCAGUGCAUGGGCCUGCGCCGCGGCUACCCGGUCACCGCCGCCAUCAAGGCCUGACCGCGCAAUAUACGCAUCACCACCUAUAUACCGCUUUCAUUUCAUUUCCCCUGCUUCCAAGUCGAAAGUCGAUCUGUUCUGUACGUAUUAAAAUUUAUUUAUUGAGGGAUUAAUUCAUUCACUUUGACUGAUGGGAAGGAUGAGCUAGAGGAACUCCAGCUCUAACAGAAGUUAUUAAAUUAAAAUAAAUUAGAUAUAGUAUAUUAA